Colletotrichum fioriniae is the source of this 414-nucleotide messenger RNA. The record is from RefSeq and is a predicted model, not a curated record. Lineage: Eukaryota; Fungi; Ascomycota; Sordariomycetes; Glomerellales; Glomerellaceae.
AUGUCUGCCGGGAGCGGAACAGGCAAAGCAACCACUACAGGCACUCGGUCCGAGUCAACCGAAACAACAUCUCCGGGUAGUGAAGCGCAGACUGGAAUCCCAGUCGGAGUCAAAGUCGGAGCAGCAGUCGGAUGCGUGGCCGGUGCCGCACUGAUCGUCGCAGGAAUUCUCUUCAUCAGAAAGAGGAAGCAAAAGACGAUAGAGGGAGUUACGCUGACCGGGGACACGGAAGAGGGACGUGGCAAGCCCGAGACCACACACUUCUACAAGGGUACUAGGCGCCCUAGUGAGCUGGAGACAGUUGAGCGAACCGUCGAGCUUGAUGGCGCUAAACCGACUUAUGAGCUUGACGCGACGGGGAAAGAAGACCAAUAUGAAGUUGUGUCUCCGAUGAGUAUGCGACCAGGCAACUAG